Messenger RNA from Hymenoscyphus albidus, 957 nucleotides. The record is from the annotation of a GenBank genome assembly. Lineage: Eukaryota; Fungi; Ascomycota; Leotiomycetes; Helotiales; Helotiaceae.
CACAGGGAUGCACGUCCACCUAAGGUCACCUGUCAACGCGCGUUACCCAACUGUGUACCAGUGUUUUGUGUUUUGGAGAGCUUUGGUUGAAGACGAAAGACCCAUCAAUAUGGCUAAAGCUGAACAAGUUGAUGCGAUGGAGGGUGUUGAGAAAGACGCACCGCUCGUUACAUCACCAUCCCCAUUAUUCACGGAGCAAGAGCAAAGAGUGCUGGACCUUUAUGACCGCAUGGAAGAGUUGCAGCUGGAGAUAGCUCUCCUGAAGUCACAAGGAACUUUGUCACAAGGUACUUUCACAAUCAUGGUCUUCCACUUCCUUAUCGUCUCAAGUCGCGCGUUCUGAUUUUUUAUCGUUAGGUUCCGAUGAGCCAGAUGAGGUCUCUGAGGAAGACAUCAAGUCCGCCCAGCAAGAACUUCUCAAUGCAAAAACCGCAUACCAGCUACGGAAUAACAUUGUAGAGAGUGUUCUGAUAGCGAAUCCUAUUCUGAAAGCAGUUCAUUCUGGCAGUAAUGCAACAAUAGCUGAACAGUACACAGUUCACAUUCAGUAGUAACUUAUUUCCACUGCUGACAGGCCGUAGGGAUCUCCUUCCUCUUCUUGAACAGCGUGAUCAGUUAUCAGUAGCCCUAACAGCCUUGACAGCGAAAGUCCUAUCUUCAAAGAAUGAGCUGUUGAAGGUUGAGACAGAGCAUAUUCGAACUGCACGGGAAAAUGUUGAGCUGACGGGGAAAAUGGUUGCAUUAGCUAAAGAUGCCAAUACUCACAAGAGAGAUGAUAUCCCUCGAAAGGCACAAGCACAGUUGAAUGAGUUAGAUGCCCAGGUCAAGUCUAGUCGACAAAAAUGGAGGAUCAUGAAAGGCACUGCGAGUGGGACAAUUGUCGGAAGUGGCAUUGACUGGGCUCGAGACCCCGACUUACUGGAGAUCGUCUUGGAUGAUGAUGGUGCUGAUGGUUAG